AUGUCGGAAGUCUUACCAUACAACGAGGAAAACAUGACUUAUGGCAAUGAUGGGGAUGAGGAACACCUUUCUUUCACCUGUCGCCUCCAAGACACCAACAACUUUUUCGGUGGCAACCAGAAUAAGCGACCACCAAAGCUUGGGCAAAUUGGAAGAAGCAAAAGAGUUGUCAUUGAAGAUGACAAUGUUGCUGAUGGAGCUGAAGAAAAGUCUACAGAAAAAUCAUCCACAUCAGUGUAA
Molecule: messenger RNA, 240 nt
Organism: Chanos chanos (milkfish)
Lineage: Eukaryota; Metazoa; Chordata; Actinopteri; Gonorynchiformes; Chanidae
Gene: camk2n1a
Product: calcium/calmodulin dependent protein kinase II inhibitor 1a
Exons: 2
Coding region: 1-240 (79 amino acids)
Biological process (GO): negative regulation of protein kinase activity
Molecular function (GO): calcium-dependent protein kinase inhibitor activity; protein kinase binding
Source: RefSeq, a predicted model, not a curated record